AUGUGCUUCAGACUGGGUUUAAACACCAACAUCUGCGAAAACCUGCAGACAAGAAUCGAUAAUUCAAGAGUGAUCUUCAAACCAUACAUCCAUGUAUAUUUAUAUCAAUCUCUUAUCUAUCUAUCUAUCUAUCUAUCUAUCUAUCUAUCUGACUCAUGGACGAGAAAGAUGGAACACAACAAAAUCAUUUUAAAACGAACAACUCUUACUGUAAGGAAGACUGAGACAGAUAUCUAUCUAUCUCUGUCUCUUCCCUAUCAAUCUAUCUAUCUAUCUAUCUGGAAAAGAUUGAGACAGAUUAUCUAUCUAUCUAUCUAUCUAUCUAUCUAUCUAUCUAUCUAUCUAUCUAUGUCUCUUCCCUAUCUAUCUAUCUAUCUAUCUAUCUAUCUGGAAGAGACUGAGACAGAUUAUCUAUCUAUCUAUCUAUCUAUCUAUCUAUCUAUCUAUCUAUCUAUUGAAUACGUAAAUAAAUUUCAAGUGUGUAUUUCCCGGUAG
Messenger RNA from Acanthosepion pharaonis, 495 nucleotides. The record is from the annotation of a GenBank genome assembly. NCBI's taxonomy places the organism in Eukaryota, Metazoa, Mollusca, Cephalopoda, Sepiida, Sepiidae.